Molecule: messenger RNA, 1139 nt
Organism: Medioppia subpectinata
Lineage: Eukaryota; Metazoa; Arthropoda; Arachnida; Sarcoptiformes; Oppiidae
Source: the annotation of a GenBank genome assembly
UUGAAUUAAUAUUUUUAAUCCUUAUAUUUUAUAAAUAAUUAUUAAACAUGAAAUUAUUAAUAGCAUUGAUGUGUGGAUUGGUUUGUAUUGUGAGCGCAGACUAUCCUAUAGAGGACUAUAAGGCGGUGGCGAAGUCCCGAAACUUCACGGGAAAAGUGAUUUUAGUGACCGUGACCGGUUCCUCGUCGGGCAUCGGAGAGGGAAUCGUUAAACUGUUCUCAAUAUUAGGGGCUAAUGUUGUGGUCACCGGAAGGAAAGCACAGGACGUUCAACGAGUGGCCAAAGAGGUCCAAGAAUUGUCACCACUAAAAUUAAAGCCAUUAGAAGUUGUGGGAGAUUUGACCAAAACCUCUGAUGUAAACAAUUUAAUCGAUUCUACGGUCAAAACGUUUGGCAAAAUUGAUGUAUUGGUCAAUAACGCCGGUAUCCUUAUAAAUACCAACAUUACACAACCGGAUCUGUUAUCAAUUUGGGAUCAGAUAUUUGCUAUUGAUUUACGCGCUAUCGUAGAGAUCACUCACCGAUCGGUUCCACAUUUGGAGAAAACCAACGGAACUAUUAUUGAUAUCUCAAGUAUUCUCUCAAUGGCGCCGUACAAAAAUGCUCUUGCCUUUUCAUCGGCCAAAGCAGGUCUGGAUAUGUUGACCAAAAUAUUAGCCCUGGAAUUGGGGCCCAAAGGUAUUCGUGUCAAUACUAUUACUCCGGGUGCUAUACAAAACAGAGACACUCUGACACCCAUUGAAAAGCUUGCGGCCAAAUACACGCCAUUAGGAAGAGUGGGUCAACCCCUAGACAUCGCCCGUGCGGUCGCAUUCCUGGCCUCCACUGACGCCCACUUUAUUACCGGCGCUAAUCUGGUGGUCGACGGCGGCUUUGCGAGAGAGAGACGGUGUUUGUGGUUUGUGAGCGGACACACAGAGUCGAGUGAGGAGUCAAGACAUAUACCACUGACAGCAACAUCACAGCAAAACCACGUGAACGAUGGUCGCGGCGGCGUUUCCUAUCGUCAAACUGGCGACACUUGCCUUCCGACAAGUGGCCAAACCGAUCGCCAAUUCGUUCAAAACGCGGGCCAAGUCGUCGCCAUUCUUCCGGAACUACAUCUGUAUGCCUCCGGCGCAGCUCUACCACUGGCUAGA